ACGGGGGUUGGAAUCCCCCCUUUUUUGACGAUCAAUGCAUUUGAAUGGGGACAUAUAGUUGGAACCCCCCCUUUAUCCUGGGUUGGGAACCACCCCCCUUUUGAAAAUGGCUGGAUCCGCCCCUGGGAUUAAUGUUACAUCUAUUACUCUUGCACUAUAUUGUUGGGGCUUUAAGAAUUACUGAUAAAUUCUAUCUAAAAAGUGGGUCCUUUUUGGUUAUUAUUCAAGUAUUUAUUUAUCCUUAAGGGGCUUUCAAAUUUUGGAGUUUGAGAGUUCCUAAUGAAGGCAAACUAAUCGUAUGAUAGAUCAAUUUAUGUUAUCGGUUCUGGUUUUAAGCCACAUGAUAUUAAAUUCCUCCCUUAUAUUGUUAGAUUAUUACUGUACAGAAAAAAAACCAGUCAGUGCGUCUAGGAUUUUGUGUGAUUCAUAUGCAAACCAAUAUUCUUAGAAUGUCAAAAAAUCAAGUCUUUCCAUAGUGUUCGUGACGUUUCUGUUUGUAAUCUGCUCUGAGGAAUAGUCGCCGAUAUCACAGAGUACACGGUAUCACUUCAUAUCUAUUGCAGGUUAAGUUCUUCAAAAGAUAAAUAUGCGAGUUACGACAGAUAAUGAUAUUAAUCAGAUUGCUUGAACUCGCUUUGAGUUUGAGUAACUGCAAGCAUUUUUUUUAUUCGGUAUUAAUUUUUUUCUUGUAUUUGUAUUAUCUAAUAAAUUGUUAUUAAGUUAAUGUGUGUUUUAUAAACUGGUAUGUAUUGAACGUUCUUGUUGAAGACCCAUUGGUGGCCUUGGGCUGUUUUCUGCUCUUUGGUCGGGUUGUUGUCUCUUUGACACAUUCCCCAUUCCCGUUCUCAGUUUUAUUCUAUUCAGGUUUUUAAUUCCACUAAUAGAGAUUAAAAAUGGAGAGGGUUGAUUGCUUGAAUUUCAACCGAAGACCUGUGCAUGUCCCUAUCUUAAUCAGUGGUUGUCUUUUAGUUGUGCCUUAAUGUUUUGUCCUUUUACAGUGAAUUGGCGUUGAUGGCAUAACUUCGAUAGUUAUUGUUUAAAAUUAUAUUAUAGAUAAAAAUAACGAAAUGUGACCAUGAUGAUCAAUGAGACAUCUAUCCAUUAAAGAUCAAGAUACAAGGAUGUGAAGAAAUACUGAUCACCGUACGGUCUUCAACCAUUAGCGAAACCCUACCGUAGGUAACGGUAGGAGACUUGUCAACUGUUGAAGAACGCGUAUGUUAACCUCGAAAUGAUUUUUCCCCUAUUUCGCACAUUCGUGACAUUGUUUAAUUACAUGUUGUCAAAAUUUGGUUAUUUCAGAUUUAUAAUGAUUUAAAACCAAAGUCUGCAUGAUAAAUAUACAAAACAGCUGCUCCUUUUGACUAUAUUUGCUUUACAAAGUUCAUUCACUCCAAAAGACAAACCUUUUAUAUCUUAGACUAAUAUUUUAUAUACAAAUAAUACACGAUUACAGAAUAUUAGGUAAAUUUUAUAUGAUGUAAUACAUGAAUAUUGUUCAAGUCAAUUACGUAACGUAUAUAAAAAGAUUUAUAUUUUCAAGCGAAAAUUUUCACUGAUCUACAUAUUCGGUUUUUCCGAUUCAAUUGUCAAUGUCAUUGGAAAAACAUAAUGAUCUAGUUUUAUUUUUGUUUCAAAUGAGGUAGGUAUAAAAUUGGGGGUUGAGAAUGUAAAAUGUUAUGUUCAUAUCAACGAAAGAGAUGUGAGACAGCAAGUUCUCAACAAAUGCUCAUGCAAAAUAGACAUCUAUUUUCAGAAUUCCCGACAUGUUUUUUUUUCGUAGUAAAAAUUCAUGUACAAAAUGUGUAAAUGUACUUAAAAAAAAGGUACAGAAGAUAUCAAAAGUACAACAGACAUGAAUCACAAGACAAAGUAACACCAACAACGCCAUGACUAAAACAAAACAACGAACAUCAACAACGCCAUGACUUAAACAAAACAACGAACAUCAACAACACCAUGACUAAAACAAAACAACGAACAUCAACAACGCCAUGACUAAAAAAAAACAACGAAAACGACGAAAGCAAAAACAAAAGUUCACAAAACAUUACAUAGAAAACUAAAUACUGAGCAACACGAAUACCAAUAAAACCCGAGGUGUUCUGGGUGAUUUGGAAGGUUAAGCAGAUUAUGUUACACAUGUGACACCCGUCGUGUAGCUCAUGGUAAGUUCAAAUUCGGUGAUAAGUCUCAUUCGGUGAAGUCAAAAAAGAGGGAAAGAGAUAACAAUUUAGUAAAUCUAUAAUUAUAGUCAUACGGACAGUUCCAAAUAAAAAAAAAGAAAACUGUGACAUUUCCAAAAUGUAAUUACUGACUAUCUUGACUAUCUUGCUACUUUUGGAAUAUUUUAGAUUUUUUAUGAAUAUUCCUACAUGUAAGCCAAACAUAUACAUGUACAUUUUUUUCUUUUCAUAAAUGAAUAUGUAUAUUCUAUUACACCAACUAGCCAUUAAUAAGAUUUCAGUAUAACGUUCAUAUAAUCUGCAUUUCAAAGUACCAUUUCGGAUCUGGGGCUAUGAAUAAUUAAGAUUAUAAUUAAUUACAUUAUUAAACUGUUAAUUGGGUUAAUAAAUAUUUUACUCAAAUGGAAAAUAGUAAAAAAUUUAUGAUACAACUUACUGCAGCAGAUGUGCAUUUUGACAAUUAAAGUCUCUUCAGAGGUGCUUGACGUCAAAAUAUUUGAAAAUCCAAAACCUCAUACAAACAGCGAGGAACUGAUUUAAUAAAAAAAGACCAUGAAUAUAGCCAAACCCGAACAAGUAACCAGAGGGAGAUACACGAUUUAUUAGUUUUAAAAGAGUUUUAUAACCACAAAUUUUAAUAAAACAAUAUCCGUAUUUUCAUGCCAGUUCCUAUGCACUCGGUUGUACAAAAUGUACAUUGUAGCUUGGCUGGUGAUACUCUCCGGAACUAAAUCCACCACAGGUAUGGACAUAAUAAAAAGUUUUGAAAAAAAGCAACAUGUACCAUGAACCUUACAAGUAAAUGUGGUAUGUUCACCAUGUACUAGGCCGGACAUCCUUGUGUUGAUGACGAGUUUAUGUCAGGUUGAUUUAUAUAAUUAGUUGCUGCUAGAAAAAUACUGUUCUUAAAACAACAUACACAUUAACACUAUCUAAUAUAACAUUUUGACACUUUAUAAGGUGAAGUUUUGAAAAGUUUGAAAAUAAAUUCCCCUUUUUGUAACAUUUAAUUUAUCUUAAACCAUGUUCUAAGAUGUGUAAUUUAUUAGCACUUGUUUUACUGUAACACUAAAGAUGUUGUUAUAAACAAUACCAUUAAUUACAGGUAAACCACUCUCUUUUAUCAUUUCUUCCGAAUAGUGUGUGGGGAUUCAGAAUGCAGCAUGCUGUUUAAUAUGCCACAAUAUUUUAUUGGUUUGGUUAUUCUUGUGUCAGCUGCAUUUGGUCUAAUACAAGAAGAUAUAAUUCCACCACUGCUACAAGAUUGUUACUCUAGACAUGAGCACUUAAUGACAACAUCGAACGAAUAUGCUAUCCAAACCGACUGUCUUCACACAUUUCUAAAUACAACUUUCGGGACCAAGACCGUUCUAACUUUAGAUGAAACCGCUUUGAAAUGGUUUGAUUCUCUUGGGAUGAAAACUCGCCGUAUAUUGAAGCGACAAGCACCCAAACGUCGCCGAAGAGAAAUACGUACACUGAGUAAUUACGAACGCCGAGCCUUUUUUAAUGCAAUAAACGCUUUAAAACGUGAUAAGUCCGUUACACCAAACAAGUAUGAUGCAUUCGCCUUAAUGCAUCAAACACUAGCACUACCAUCGGCUCAUGGAGGUCCAAACUUUGUUAGUUGGCAUAGAUACUAUCUCGAACUGUUUGAGAGUGCUUUAAGAGAGAAAAAUAUCAGAGUAACUCUGCCAUACUGGGCUUCAAAUCUAGAACAUGAAAUGGACGAUCCGACACAAUCAGUAUUUUUUACAAGCAUGUUUGUUGGAAAUGGGGUUGGACGCGUUAUUUAUGGACCAUUUGCAAACUGGACAACACCAGCAGGAGGAUAUUUGCAGCGAAAUAUUGGAGCCGAACGAAGUUCACUCAUUAAUGCCACAGCGCUUCGUAAUGUUUUCCUAAAGCGUUACAAUAGAGAAAUCUUAACUCCUACUGCAACUAGGAACAUAGAAAAUUUAGAGAGACACCAUGACAGCGUACAUGUGUGGGUAGGGGGUCAUAUGAGUGGAACACCUACUAGUCCCCAAGAUCCAAUCUUUUUCCUGCAUCAUUGCUACAUCGAUUAUUUGUGGGAAGUCUUUCGGAAAAGACAGUCACAACUGGGAAUAAACCCAGAUACAGAUUAUCCCCCAACAAGAAAUCGAUUUCACCAACCGAACAGAAUAAUGGACAACUUACGGCCACCAAAACGCAAUAUUGAAGGGUAUAGCAGUUAUUUUACGAAUAUAAUUGAGUAUGCCGAACCACCGGCUUGUCCGUACUGUGACAGAAAACUAUUUUUGAGAUGCAACAGCACAACCAAUCGUUGUCAAUCUAGAACAAGAAGUGAAUUUCUGGAAAUGAUGCUUGAAAAUAUGAUUUAUAAAGAAACACCACUAGUUUUACAAAAAUCAGAAAAAUUUGAAGCUACAAUAUUUGAUUCCAGAUCUGGCGGAGGCGGAGGUGGUGGCGGAGGUGGCGGAAAUGGUGGAGGUGGUGGUGGUGGAGGAGGCGGCGCUGGGGGUGGUGGUGGUGGUGGGGGCGGAGGUGGGGGUGGUGGCGGAGGAGGUGGCGGGGGAGGUGGUCGGCAUAAUACAACCUAA
Molecule: messenger RNA, 4771 nt
Organism: Mytilus californianus (California mussel)
Lineage: Eukaryota; Metazoa; Mollusca; Bivalvia; Mytilida; Mytilidae
Product: tyrosinase-like protein
Exons: 5
Coding region: 3350-4771 (473 amino acids)
Molecular function (GO): oxidoreductase activity
Source: RefSeq, a predicted model, not a curated record